Molecule: messenger RNA, 4272 nt
Organism: Microplitis mediator
Lineage: Eukaryota; Metazoa; Arthropoda; Insecta; Hymenoptera; Braconidae
Product: breast cancer anti-estrogen resistance protein 3 homolog
Exons: 6
Coding region: 451-2676 (741 amino acids)
Biological process (GO): small GTPase-mediated signal transduction; positive regulation of peptidyl-serine phosphorylation
Molecular function (GO): guanyl-nucleotide exchange factor activity; phosphotyrosine residue binding
Source: RefSeq, a predicted model, not a curated record
UUACACUCACAUGCUUAUUCUUUGUCCUCGAGUAGAGUUUACUUUUAUACAUAACACUAUACUACUAGAGUAUACUUAUAUAUAUUUAAAUAUAUCAUAUCAUAUGUAUAAUAAUGCUUAAGUAAGACCGUUCGCGCCCAGUUACCGCCGUAUCGCAUUAUCCUACGAUCAUACAUUUAAUAUAACUAGUGUAUAUACAUAUAUAUUUAUAUACAUAUAUUUUUGUAGUAUAAGUAUAGUGCAUAUGACAGACAUAUUAUUAUAUUGUAUAACAGAGUGUUCGUGACACUUUUUCACUCUAAUAAACGGUCUCGGUCUUUUCUUCGCGAGGUUCAGUUUAUUUAAUUGUCUUACAAUUAACAGUCUGAGUAAAUAUUUUUGUUUAUUGUUGUUAUUAUUUGUGUUAAUGUGUGAGUAAUUCAAUCUCUUGCUUGACAAUAAGUGUCCAACAUGGGUAAAAUAGCCAGCAAGUUUCGGAGUACAGCAAAAAUAACCAACGAAUCCAGGCUAGACGUCAACAGUUAUAAGGAGCCGGUUGAUAAUUAUUAUGGCAAAUGUCUUCCACGUCAGAUGAAAAUAGAUUCCGUACAAGAAGUCGUGACAGAGCGAGAUUCAAACAGUACAUCCAUGGAGCAACCUGAUGAAUCGAUACAUAAAUUAUUGGAACGUGAAUUACGAUUGCUAGAUCCGAGAGAUCUGCGCUCGCAUGCCUGGUAUCACGGAAGUACGCUGAGGGGUGGAAGAAAGGGCGCCGAGGCCGAGGUACCUAAUGAUGGUGAUUUUCUUGUACGUGAUUGUGCAUCCCAGCCUGGUAACUACGUCCUGACUGUCAGAUGGAAGAGCCAGCCGCUCCACUUUGUUAUCAACAGGGUUGUAAUCCAAGCGGACACAGUCUACGAACGUACACAAUAUCAAUUCGAGGACGAGGCCUUCGAUACGGUCGCUGACUUGAUAACCUUCUACGUGGGCAGUGGACGUCCAAUAAGCCAAGCAAGUGGAGCGCGGAUAGUGAACCCAAAACCUCGGUCAGUUCCGCUAACUUGUGUGGCUCCAGCAGCAUCGUCAACGUCAAUCUCGACAUCAGCGGGCCCGAUCGGGACUCUAGCGACCAGUCUCAGCUCAUCCUCUUCCUUGUCGGCAAACUCGCCGCCUUGUCUACCGCGGAAACAGCAGCGCAGUCAUUCGCUAACUCCACAGCAGCAGCAUGACGAGCACACGGGGUUCCACGGAUCGCACGCACACACGCAGUCGAGCACGCUGCCGCGAAUACCGGCUAACUUAAAUCAGCAGCCGCCUUCCAGCUCGCUAUCACUUGGGAGACAGAAAAUAACCCGGGUGAUUUCGGACCCCGCGUUACAGCAGCAGCAGUUGCAUCUUCCAUCGCAGACUAGUUUGAAUCAGGGCAUUAAUGCGCCCCCAAAACCACCUCGUGUUCCUUAUCAGUGUAGCCACUAUCACCACCACCAUUUACCGCCGCAUCAUCACCCGCAUCAAGGCUAUCAGGCUUCAGGAAGUGACAGCGGAAACGGUUCAGGUGACAGCGAGUUUGAAGGAAACAACUCCGGUAGUGGUACAAAUAACGUCAGCGCGCCAAUAAAGGGGGUCGUGAUCCGUAGUCAUUACCACCACAUAUCCCAAAGCGGGGACGGUUUAAAUGGUAACGGAAGCGAGUACGAGCUAUCAGCAGAGGAGCAACUGGUGGUAGCAGCGCCCUCGAUGGAAAUAUCUUCAGUCCUCGAUAUAGAAGGAUUCCAGACGUUCCUCUUACCAACCGGCGAUCACCGACCCCUGGAUCCAACGGCGCUGCGUGGAGUCUCUGGAAUGCUCCACGACUGUGCGCCUCGUGUGCUUGCGUCACACCUGACCCGGCUGGACCUCGAACUGGUCCUGAACCCCGGAAUGGGAAGUAGGUCAGGCAUGAGCGGCCUCGAGCUGGCAACUCUCCCUCACGGACGUCAAACCCGACUCGAUCUCAUUGAGAGAUCAGAAUGUCUUAAAUUGCUCGUUGCCGUAACAGUAUUAGCCGGAGCCACGGCAAUAGAGCGGGCCGCAACAAUAAGCAAGUGGAUCAAAGUCGCUGUCGACACCAAAACUGCUCUGGGUAAUCUCUACGGGUUUUGCGGUGUGAUGCUCGGCCUCUGUGUUCCGCAGAUUCAAAGACUUGCCAACACUUGGCAUCUUCUCAGACAAAAAUACACUGACGAGGCAUUUAGCUUUGAAGCGAAGCUCAGACCCACUUUGAGAGCCAUGAAUGAAUGUACAAAUCCCCAAGCACCCAAUACUACUCUCCCUCAUCUACUUCCUGUUGCUUUGCUCGGCGAACGUGCGCCUGAAGAUGUUCUAGGCACAGCAGCACCAUCAGGUUUAGUCGGGGCGAUACUGUCACCCUGGGAAAAUUCAGCUCCCGAUUGCGGGCUGUCAAUAGUGUGGGCGCACUUGGAGGCGUCACGGAAAUUGGUCGACAGUCUUCCGGUGUUCCGUAGAAAUGCGGAAAUAGCUCUCGAAGGCUGGCGAAGUGAUGAGCUACUGACGGACGCAUUUAGAACCGAGUUCCACAUAAAGUUUCUCUGGGGCAGCCGCGGGGCUGCGGUCGCUCCGGAAGAAAGACAUCUCAAGUUCUCCCAAGUCCUGGAUGCCAUGUACGACAAGUGCGUCGCCAGCGAAAUGGCCGCAUAAACUACUAGUCCUUCUACUCUAUUGAAAAUAAUUAUAAUAAAGUAAAUAUAGUUACGAUGAUAAUAACUCUGACCCCAACACAACAAUUAAUAAGAAUCAUUAAUAUCAAAUUUAAUGAGCGUAUAAUUAAAAAAAAAUAAUAACAAAUAGUAGGACAAUAUAUCGACGUAGAGCUGAAUUCAUUUAUGGUACAAUCAAUUUUUUUAAGUACAGAAAAAAAAAUAAUAAUAAUAAUAGUAACGAACGGUAAAUAAUUAAUUAUAAUAAUAAAAAAAAAAAAUAGAUAAAAAAUUUAAGACAAUAUGUGAGAGUGUGCCCAAAGAUUAUUUAUUAAUUAAUAACGCACAAUAUUUGGUAAUUACCUAAUUUCGCUUCGGGUAUUUUUGGAUAAAAAAUAUUCUGGAAUUUUUUUUUAGACCCUUGAGGUUCAAAACGAAGUAGAAGUUCGUAAAAUUAUUUUUUUUAGCUUAAUUUUGAAAAAACAAAAUUUCGAUCGAUGAAAUUUGAAUCACGAUUUUAUUGAGAUCUAUGACGAGCUGAUUUUGUCAAUGAUUAAGAUCUAUGAUCUAGAAUUAUCGACUUAAAAGGCAAAUAAAAAAUAGACAAAAUUUUGAGAUUUAAGAUCUAUAAGAAUUUGAGUAGAUCUGAAUUUUUUUUUAGAUACUUGAGGUUGGAAAAAAAAUUUAAGUUGUAAAAGUAUUUUUUUUUUUAGCCUAAUUUUGAAAUUUGGAAAAAACAAAAUUUCGAUCGGUGAAAUUUGAAUCGCGAUUUAUUUGAGAUCUAUGACAAGCUGAUUUUGUCAAUGAUUAAGAUCUAUGAUCUAAAAUUAUCGACUUGAAAGGCAAAUAAAAAUAGACAAAAUUUCGAGAUCUCAGAUCUAUAAGAAUUUGAGUAGAUCUGAAAUUUAUUUUUUUUUCAGAAACUAGGUUAAAAAAAAAAAUUUCAGUUGUAAAAGUAUUUGAUUUUUAGCCUAAUUUUGAAAUUUGGAAAAAACAAAAUUUCGAUCGAUGAAAUUUGAAUCGCGGUUGUAUUGAGAUCUAUGACGAGCUGAUUUUUUUAAUGAUUAAGAUCUAUAGCGAAGAUCUAAAAUUAUCGACUUAAAAAAAAGGCAAAAUUUCGAGAUCUCAGAAGAUCUAUAAAUAUUUGAGUAGAUCUAAAAUUUUUAAAAAUUAGACCUCUAUUUUAGUGAAAAUAAAAUUUUUGGAGUCAUGUAAAAUUAGAAGAGUUAAAUAAUUUUUUUUUUAAAUACCGGAAGUCCGGAGUAAAAAAAAUACAUGGGAUAUUUUUUAUGUCAGAAAACCGGAGCUGGAUGUGGGUUACCUGAUUUUUAAUUAUAAUUUAAUUAAUAUGAGUACUUAAUUUCUAAAUGUAUAUUCGUACUCUUGUAUACUGUACAUGUUGUUUAUGUUUGUUUAUAAAUUUAUAUAUAUAUAAAUAUAUAUAUAUUAUCGUAUACGUUCCACAAUAAUGAAAGAAAAAAAAGUAAUAACGAAAUAAAAAUAAAUAUAUAUACACAGAAACUUUAAUUUAUAAAUUAUUCAUUUUGUUGUGACCUCUAAUUACUAAUUAUCAAAUAAUUUUUGUCUAAUUAGUCAA